Molecule: messenger RNA, 6386 nt
Organism: Peromyscus eremicus (cactus mouse)
Lineage: Eukaryota; Metazoa; Chordata; Mammalia; Rodentia; Cricetidae
Gene: Ercc6
Product: ERCC excision repair 6, chromatin remodeling factor
Exons: 21
Coding region: 107-4549 (1480 amino acids)
Biological process (GO): transcription-coupled nucleotide-excision repair
Cellular component (GO): nucleus
Molecular function (GO): ATP binding; ATP-dependent chromatin remodeler activity
Source: RefSeq, a predicted model, not a curated record
CGCAGACCUAAGGCGCGUGCGCCGAACUCUCCACUAACGCUCCCAGCGGCUGUGGAGACUAAGCUUUCGUCGGGGCAGCCGCGUGGUCCCGGAUACUUUGUAGAGGAUGCCUCAUGACGAAAUCCCCAACUCACCUCAACCUCAGGAGCAAGACUGUUCACUAAGUCAGCAUGUCAGUGCUAAUGAAGACAUGCUGGUUGGGCAGGAGAGUGGUGGGGACUCAGAGGCUGGGGAGUACCUCUCUACUUCCUGUGAGUAUGGGCCAUCCACAUCUGCUGAAGCUUGUGUGUUGGCAGCCACAAGGCGAGGGCCAGCCCUGCUACACAUUGAUCGGCAUCAGAUCCCCUCAGUGGAGCCCAGUGCUCAGGCCCUGGAGCUGCAGGGCCUGGGUGUGGAUGUCUAUGACCAGGCCGUCCUGGAGCAGGGUGUGCUUCAGCAGGUGGACAGUGCCAUGCAUGAGGCCAGCCGUGUGGCCCAGGUUGCUGAUGCGGAGAAAGAUUAUCAGUCAGUCCUGGAUGACCUCAUGUCAUGUACAACAUCCCUGAGACAAAUCAAUAAAAUUAUAGAGCAACUUAGCCCUCAAGCUGCCACCAACAGAGAUGUCAACAGGAAACUAGAUUCUGUAAAACGUCAGAAGUAUAACAAGGAACAACAGCUAAAGAAGAUAACUGCAAAACAGAAACGUCUCCAGGCCAUCCUUGGAGGGGCCGGGGUCCAAGUAGAACUGGAUCAUACCAGCCUGGAGGAGGAAGACACAGAGGCGGGGCCAUCAUGUCUUGGCAGUCUGCUCAUGCCCGCCCAGGAGGCCGCCUGGGAAGAGCUGAUCCGCACUGGCCAGAUGACACCAUUUGGUACCCCAGCCCCUCAGAAACCGGAGAAAAAGCCUAGAAAGAUAAUGCUCAAUGAAGUAUCAGGCUUUGAAAAAUAUUUGGCAGACCAGGCACAACUGUCUUUUGAAAGGAAGAAACGAACUGCUAACAAAAAAGCAGCUAGAAAGGCCGUGGUCAUACCUGAGUCAAGCGCAGGACCAAAUGAGACCAAGCCGGACCAGAGCAGCCAAGUCCUCUCCCAAGCAGAUAAGCGGUUGAAGAAGCAUAUCAGGAAGCUCCAGAAGAGGGCGCUGCAGUUCCAAGGGAAAGCGGGAUUGCCAUGGGGGAAGAAACGUCUGGAGCCUGCUGUGAGGCCAGAGGCUGAGGGAGACACCGAGGGGGAGGAGUCUGGGUCCUUUCCCACCGAUGGGGAAGAGGAGGAAGAGGAGGAGGAGGAGGAAGCGGUGGCCAACCUGUCUUCUGAUGACAUCAGCUAUGAACUGAAGCCUCUGCGGAAGGGCCGGAAAUACCAGAAGAAAGUCCUAGUGCAUGAGGUUGAUGAUGACUAUUUCCCAAGUUCUGGGGAAGAAGAUGAAGCUAUGGAAGGAAGAGGAGGAGGUCGCAAGGUAGCGAGGUGCCGAGAUGACGGCGAUGAAGAUUAUUAUAAGCAGCGGUUAAGGAGAUGGAAUAAACUGAGGCUGCAGGACGAAGAGAAACGCCGGAAGCUUGAAGAGGAUUCUGAGGAGAGCGAGGCUGAAUUUGAUGAAGGUUUCAAAGUGCCAGGUUUUCUGUUCAAAAAGCUCUUUAAGUAUCAGCAGACAGGUGUUAGGUGGCUGUGGGAAUUGCACUGCCAGCAGGCAGGAGGAAUUCUGGGAGACGAAAUGGGAUUGGGCAAGACCAUCCAGAUAAUUGCCUUCUUGGCAGGUCUGAGCUACAGCAAGAUCAGGACUCGAGGUUCAAAUUACAGGUUCGAGGGACUGGGCCCCACUAUAAUUGUUUGCCCAACGACAGUGAUGCAUCAGUGGGUGAAAGAAUUCCACACGUGGUGGCCUCCAUUCCGAGUGGCAAUUCUGCACGAAACAGGCUCCUAUGCCCACAAAAAGGAGAAGUUGAUCCGAGAUAUUGUUCAUUGUCAUGGAGUUUUGAUAACCUCUUAUUCCUACAUCCGACUGAUGCAAGAUGACAUUAGCAGACAUGACUGGCACUAUGUGAUCUUAGAUGAGGGACACAAAAUUCGAAAUCCAAAUGCUGCGGUCACCCUUGCUUGCAAACAGUUCCGCACGCCUCAUCGGAUCAUCUUGUCGGGUUCACCGAUGCAGAACAACCUCCGAGAGUUGUGGUCACUCUUCGACUUCAUCUUCCCGGGAAAGCUAGGCACGUUGCCUGUGUUUAUGGAGCAGUUCUCUGUCCCCAUCACUAUGGGGGGCUAUUCCAAUGCUUCCCCAGUACAGGUUAAAACUGCCUAUAAGUGUGCAUGUGUCUUAAGAGACACCAUUAACCCCUACCUACUCCGGAGAAUGAAAUCAGAUGUCAAGAUGAGCCUUUCUUUGCCAGAUAAAAAUGAACAGGUCUUAUUUUGCCGUCUAACUGAUGAGCAGCAUAAAGUCUACCAGAAUUUCAUUGAUUCCAAGGAAGUUUACAGGAUUCUCAAUGGAGAGAAUCAGAUUUUCUCUGGACUUGUAGCUCUGAGGAAGAUCUGCAACCACCCUGACCUCUUUUCUGGGGGUCCCAAGAAUCUCAGUGGUCUUCCAGAAGACGAGCUAGAGGAAGACCAGUUUGGUUACUGGAAACGUUCUGGGAAAAUGAUUGUGGUUGAGUCUUUGCUGAAAAUAUGGCAUAAGCAGGGUCAGCGAGUGCUGCUGUUCUCCCAGUCAAGGCAGAUGCUGCACAUACUGGAAGUGUUCCUGAGAGCCCACAAGUAUUCCUAUCUCAAAAUGGAUGGGACCACUACCAUAGCAUCAAGACAGCCGCUGAUUACAAGAUACAACGAGGACACGUCCAUCUUUGUCUUUCUUCUGACCACACGGGUGGGUGGCAUAGGAGUGAACCUGACCGGGGCCAACAGAGUCAUCAUCUACGACCCUGACUGGAACCCAAGCACUGACACACAGGCCCGGGAGCGAGCAUGGAGGAUAGGUCAGAAGAAGCAGGUAACUGUCUACAGGCUUCUGACGGCUGGCACCAUUGAGGAAAAGAUUUACCACCGACAAAUCUUCAAGCAAUUUUUGACCAACAGAGUGCUAAAAGACCCAAAACAAAGGCGCUUCUUCAAAUCCAAUGACCUUUACGAGCUGUUUACUCUGAGUAGUCCUGACGCAUCCCAGAGCACUGAAACAAGUGCUAUUUUUGCAGGAACAGGCUCCGAUGUUCAGACACCCAAAUGCCAUUUAAGAAAAAAGACUCCACCAGCCCCAGGAACAAAUUCCAAAUGCAAGAAGUUCCCCGUUUCUGACACAGCUGUAAAUGGUGCCACCCUGACUGAAGAAAAGUCUAAGGCGAUGGGGCCUGCAGGAAGUGCACCUUCUACAGAAAGUUGCCCUGUGCAGGGCGACUGUCACCCGAGUGGGAGCGGAACCAGCAGUGUUGUCUUUGGAGAAGAGACAGGUGCAGGGUCCAACCUGGAGCAGCUGUCAGAGAUGAGUGGAGAUGGGAAGCGUUCAGAUUGUCCAGUAGUCGACCAAACAUCCGGGCCAUCUGGUGAGGCGAGCACCAGUGAGAAGCAGGGUUCUUCCUCCAAAGGGGAAUGCUACCGAGUUCAGACAGGACCUGCUCUCAUGAGUGAACAAUCAGAAGGUCAUUUUUGUAAGCACAAAUCAAAAAGGAAACAUGAUGCAGCAAAGGAAGAGACCCCAGAGAAAUGUCUGCAGCCCAAGCAAAAGGCCAAGAACUCCAAGCAUUGCAGAGAUGCCAAGUUUGAGGGAACUCGAGUUCCACACCUGGUGAAGAAAAGGCGAUACUGUUCACAGAACCCUGAGCAGGAGAGCGUGGCCAGGGGGCGAAGCAGUGAUGACUAUGUCUUGGAAAAGCUUUUCAAAAAGUCAGUGGGCGUGCACAGUGUCGUGAAGCAUGACGCCAUCGUGGAUGGCACCAGCCCGGAUUAUGUGCUGGUGGAGGCAGAAGCCAGCCGAGUGGCUCAGGAUGCCUUGAAAGCUCUCAAGUUCUCUCGCCAGCAGUGCCUGGGGGCAGCAUCUGGUGUCCCCACCUGGACCGGCCACAGGGGUAGUUCUGGUGCACCAGCAGGAAUGAAGAAUAGGUUCGGUAAGAAGAGGAACUCCAACCUCCCUGUGCAGCGUCCUUCUUCAUCACUAACAGAAAAGUCUCAGAACAAUGUGAAGAAGGAGGGGAAAGCUCCUGCCCCUGAGCACUUUAGUGGCAAAGAAGAUGGAGCAUCUUUGUCUGGAGCCCCCAGUUCCUCCUCACUCUUGGCCAGAAUGCGAGCAAGAAACCACCUCAUCCUGCCGGAGCGCCUGGAGAGUGACAACGGGCACCUCCCUGAGGCUGCUGCCUUGCCUCCGUCCAGCACAGAACAUGAUGACCUUCUGGUAGAGAUGAGGAACUUCAUUGCUUUCCAGGCCCAGGUGGAUGGCCAGGCCAGCACUCAGGAGAUCCUACAGGAGUUCGAAUCCAAGCUGUCUGCGGCACAGUCCUGUGUCUUCCGAGAACUACUGAGAAAUCUGUGCAGUUUUCAUAGAACUCCUGGUGGUGAAGGGAUUUGGAAACUGAAGCCAGAAUACUGCUGAACAGCAAUGCCCCUAGACUUUUUCAAAUGGGAACCUCAGCUCACCAAUCCUGGAUGAAUGAUCGUGUGUGUGUGUGUGUGUGUGUGUGUGUGUGUGUGUGUGUGUGUGUGUCUCUGUCUGUGUGUCUGUCUGUGUCUGUGUGUCUGUCUGUGUGUGUCUAUGUGUCUAUGUGUGUGUCUGGGUGUAAGGGCAUGGCUGCAGUCAGUGUUUACUGUGUCAUCUACCUCAAAGCUAAAACUUGAAGAAGAAAAUACUUGGAGAAUUUUUUGUUUUGUUUUUUAUUUUGGUGACAUUAUGAAUUAUGUCAUAAAACCAGGGACCUAAGAGUUACUUCUUGGAACAAAUAUAUUUCUUAAUCCAAAAGAUGCUGUCAGGGAGCAUACUACUUAAGAAGAGUCCUUGGUUCUUACUGGUGCUGGGAACAUGUCUUCUGUUUGUCCCACCUUAGCCCAUAAGUCACUUCAUCAGUAUCUGGUCACCUUGGUACCUUGAUACAGAACUGUAAAGGUUUCUGUCCCACUGGCCACAUACAGAAAGAGCCUUGUUAUCUAUUAGAUCAUUAACUACCUGUAAAUAAUGCUUUGCAGCACUGUUAAACUAGUGGGUUUGGUUUUUGUUGUUGUUUGUUUUAAAUGGUUCUGGAGAUGGACUGGUGCCUUGUGCAUGCUAAGACUGUGCUUUCCCACCAAGUUCCACCCCAGUUCCAUAUACACAUACAUUCCCUAUACACAUACAUACAUACACACACAUAUAUGGAUCUCAAAGAAGAGUCUGCUUUCUGUUCUCUGUCAUCAUUAUCUAAAGAUCGUAGAAGAGGUUGUUUAACUCAGUCAAUAAGUUCUAAACAUUCAUACCUGGCUCAGAAGGAAGUCCCAAUGCUUGUUUGUUUCUGGGAGAUCUUUGGUUAUUUUUUCUUCUAGUGAUUAGCCUGCAAGGAAAUGAUGAUGCCCUUGUUCUUGGGCUGAAGUACUGACCUGACUCAUUAGUGUGAAGCAUUAGUACAUUAUGCCUGGAAUGUCUGAGAUCUAAGUUAUAUCGAGCUAGAGAAGGCAUAGAUAUUCCUUUAAUUAAAAAUAGCCGUUGAAAGUUUUUUAUUGUGCAGCCAGGCAAGGAAUCCAUGUUUCAGCUCUGCCACUGCCCUGCCCAUCCUGGGUGGGUUGAGUCUCAGGGUAGUGCUCUGUAAAUGUGGUCAUCCAGCCAACCUGGGAGAAACUUAGAGAGCAGCUCUGAGUUAGAAUAGUUUUUAAUAACAUACAGCACCUUUAUACAUUGUGCUGUAAUCUGGAUUUUUGAACAUUAAAUACUUUGUGCAGUGUAAAUAGAUUAAAUGUAUUGAACAUGUUAUAUAAUUACAAAUAAAGGGUUUUCAAAGAUGCCAGCUUUUUACUGUAUUGUCACUGUGAAAAGCCUCCAAGCAGUCCCCACCUUCCCACCCCACACCGGUCUUGCUCUUCCAGAGCCCUGUGCAGCUGCCCGGGCAUUUCCACAGCUGCUGGCAUGGGCUGCUCCUUCCAGUGUCGUCUCUGAGUUUUACCUGGACACAUGACUGCUCAGCUAAUAAUUGCUUCUCAGCCUCCCUGGCAGGUAACUGUGACCACAUGACAGUUGUAGGCAGUGAGAUGGAAAACUUCCAGCUUGAAGCUUAAGCAGAGAGUCAUGGUGUGCACUCCCCUGAAAGGUCCCUGUUGUGCUGGCGGGGAUGUUUGAGAGCCUCAAUGGGGCUCCUGGUGUUUCAAGAGGGUGUGUGUUGAGGUUUGAGUAGUUUGCCUUCCAGUCAAGAAUGUCUGUCUUUGGUCUGUUACUUAAGAGUGAAAUAAAUGAAUACUUUUUAACACUG